GCAGUUUGACAGCGUUGUGUGAACGUUGGGAACAAAGAACUUUCCUCCCGCGUUAAAGUUACUUCGUUUCUAUACUCGCAGUACGAGUAUACUCGCAACCAAGUCGCGCAGAUAGGGACAUGCACAUUUACGUUUCCCACAGGUCAUAGUAAUUAAGCUCUAUUAGUCUGGCUCUUUGACUACUAUAAUAUUAGUCAUGUUUGUAAUACGUGUACAACUACAGACGAUAUGAAGCAUAUAUUUUCCGGGCGGUUGAAGGAAAUUUAAAAAAUAAUAUUGACCAGUUUGACAAAAUGAAUCAACGACAAGCCGAAAACACUUUAAGUGUGAUUUACACUCUAUGCACAUUUUUCGGUGCAACCGCAUCGAUCACCGCCGGAAUUGCCUGGAGCCAUUGGAAGGACACUCUUAAUCAGUGCGGCACCAACUUAGACUUCAGAAACUGCAGCUGCAUCUUUUAUGGAAAACACACACCGAACCACUUUUUGGGUGGCGACACUGCUUCAUGCGUUUGGAUAACUUUUGGACCUUUGCUGUAUGUCUUUAUAUCCGUUGGAUUUGCUUGUUAUCAUGGAUUUAGGGUGCUUUUUGGUGCCAAAGAAAAUACUACUCGAACAAUCACUAGUAAAAAUGAUGCUGGCGAGACGAUUAUCAUGCAAGCCGUGCAUCAUAACAAUAUCAGUCUGCUUUCACGCUGCUACUGGAUUUUUGCUGCGUCCAUGACCAGUAUUUUAACAUUAUAUUCUCUGAUUCACUUCUCUUUCUACAUUGAUGGCUAUUUCUACACGUGUCGCCAAUAUCGCCAGACUUUGGUCAAUCAACUUGGUAUCCAUGGCACCCUUUUGCCAGUUCUGCAUAAUCGUUUAGCGUGCAACGCGAUAUUUGAUUUCAUGGACUACAUCCAACCGGACACUGGAAACGCAUAUCGUGAUGGAUUUAUCAACACCGCUGCAGAUUUGAUCAUCGGCAUAAUAACGUCACUAUUUGCUUGGGUUUUGUUCUUGUAUGCGUCGGUACUGAAUAUUAUGUUUGCGCGGAAACGUGUAUAAGUAAAUAACAAAAUGAGACAUGAAAGAAGAAAACUUUUGGAUACAGAUGUACACUAUUGGAACGUAAAGGCAAGAGGAGAGAAAGAAAAGACGAUUUUGCUGAUUUGGCUGAUGAGAAGUUAGUUUGGAAAACAUUCAAUUGAAAAACAAAACAGAUUGAAAAUAUAACUUCAAUAGAAAUAAGAAUCUAACACAAUCAGUUCACCAAUUACAUGACAGUUACCACUUCACGCGGGUUUAUUAGCUUCAUUAUUACCUUCACAGUUUCUUCACUAUUGCUUAAAAAGGUUUUUUUAUUGCCAAAUACAUUUAAUGUAGUAAUACUUUUUUAUUUUGUAAUUUUAACUUUUAAACUCGAUCAUCACAAUUCACAAACUGUGUAUUUAGUAUUUAAGUCUUAAUUAAGUAUAUUCAGUAAUGCAUAAAGAGAUAAAAGAAAUAUGGCCAUAUAUCAAAUAUCUGUUCAUCACCUUCAAUGUAUGAUCAUCUCAUUUACGUGUUAUCAUAAUGUUCUCACUAGAAUUUAAGUAUUAUUGUUGUCAAAGACAAAGUAUAAAUUGAAUUGUAAUGCAAGCAAAUUUUGUAAUAAAAUACGUAUUUGAGAAUUCA
This is a messenger RNA of Dalotia coriaria, 1658 nucleotides long. RefSeq lists its product as uncharacterized. The record is from RefSeq and is a predicted model, not a curated record. NCBI's taxonomy places the organism in Eukaryota, Metazoa, Arthropoda, Insecta, Coleoptera, Staphylinidae. The transcript has 4 exons. The coding region runs from base 294 to 1049 and encodes 251 amino acids.